AUGGUUAUUCCUAGUAUCAAGCAUAUGCCUUCCGGACAGAGAAGGGUAUUGAAGAAUGGCCAACCCUUCUUAAUUUAUAUCGAAAGGGCUAGUGAUAACAGAAAGUACCACUUGGUUGAUUGGGAAGGCAACGACUAUGGUUAUUUCAAGCCUGAGAAGUCACGACAUCCUGCCGUGUUUGCUUUCUAUAACCCUAACUAUAAACAAGGGGAGACAUUCACAUCUACAACCUGGGGUGAUGCAAACAUACGCGAAAUUCAUAAUAGUCAAUUCCUCAAUACUUAUCAAAGAAAAGGGCAAAAGUACUACUGGGCAAGAAGUGGCGAUAAUAACGUUCAAGGUGUAAAAACUUUGGCGUAUAGUGAAGCAGAUAAAGGUUACAGAUUGAGGGCAGAUAUAUCUGGCAAAGGUGACGCUUGGAUAUCGGAAGAAGAAGUGACCGGAAGCAUUAGGUUUAUGGAUAGCGAAAAUGACAGAGCAAUAAUGUAUUUUGUUACAUUCUCUGACAAUGAAAAUGAUCCUAGGGAGCCAAACGGAAAUUACAGAGUUAUGACAAAGGCUGAAUUAAGCAGAUAA
Molecule: messenger RNA, 576 nt
Organism: Rhizopus microsporus ATCC 52813
Lineage: Eukaryota; Fungi; Mucoromycota; Mucoromycetes; Mucorales; Rhizopodaceae
Exons: 1
Coding region: 1-576 (191 amino acids)
Source: RefSeq, a predicted model, not a curated record